AUGUUCCUCGGCGAUAUCCCUGCCGUGCUGGCUGGCCUCACGUGGGUGGAAACGGUCUGCAUAGCUAGGGCCAGGGCGAGUCGCUGCUGUGUCAAGAUCAAAGGUCACGGCUCUCAUCAAUCAAAAGGCAACGUUGUCAUACUACCCCAGGCUGCGUCCGAGCUGUUGAGAUUACUCCCUCUCCCAGCUUCUGUGAUCGCGAACGAGAUCGUUGUCAUCUGGGUUGCCAGCCAAGCAGAGCCUCUCACCGUUGACAAGAUCCCCAAGAAGCUACUCACCGUCCGCCGGGACAAGAUAAUCGCUGCUCUCCAGUGGUUGAAAGAGAACAACCCUCUCUAUAGUGAUGUCUCCAUUGAUGGUAAUGCGUUGACUUCCUACCCGGAGGACGGGCACCUGCCAAUGCCUUGCUUCAAUUCUCUCGCCUCCGCUUCCACCGAAGCCGAAGGUGCUGGAUAUGUCCCUCCUGCCACAACUCCUUCUCAAUCGUCUGACGCUUCUCAGCCAUCGGAAGACGUCAUGGUGGACGUCUCUGGUUGUGUUGACAGCAACAGCUCUGGUCAUCAUGUCGACCUGCGCAAAGUGUCCGCUCUGGCAGCUAUCAAGGGGGGCGCUCAGUUUUUGGCGUAUCCUUCCGGGUCAACGCCCAUGCAAGAAUACUCGGCACCAACAACGUUUGCAGCCCUCUACCCUCGCCUCUUCCCCUACGGCUGUGGUAGCUUUGAGGAUCUUCCUUUCAUCUAUAGCCUAUUCUUCUUCAUUCUUAUCGCUAACCUGAACGGAAAUAUUCCUUACGCAGAUACACGAAAAUGA
Messenger RNA from Cryptococcus wingfieldii CBS 7118, 810 nucleotides. RefSeq lists its product as hypothetical. Bases 1 to 810 code for a protein of 269 amino acids. The record is from RefSeq and is a predicted model, not a curated record. NCBI's taxonomy places the organism in Eukaryota, Fungi, Basidiomycota, Tremellomycetes, Tremellales, Cryptococcaceae. The transcript has a single exon.